Molecule: messenger RNA, 3180 nt
Organism: Acaromyces ingoldii
Lineage: Eukaryota; Fungi; Basidiomycota; Exobasidiomycetes; Exobasidiales; Cryptobasidiaceae
Exons: 3
Coding region: 1-3180 (1059 amino acids)
Biological process (GO): protein stabilization; telomere maintenance via telomerase
Cellular component (GO): cytosol
Molecular function (GO): telomeric repeat DNA binding; Hsp90 protein binding
Source: RefSeq, a predicted model, not a curated record
AUGGAAGAGGGACGAGAGGCGGUGCGGGCACUCGCGCGGCCUAUUGCAAGUGUGCAGCAGCUCGAUGCGCUUCUCGGGCGCAUCGCCAGGCUCGGUGAAGACUGCGGCGACGACGAUGACAACAGCGAGGCGAGACGCGCCUGGCUCGUCGAGGCCCAGCAGACGCUCGUCACCACCGUCGCCGUCGACUGGGCCGAUGCGCUGCCGGCCGGGUCCGCACGGCGCGAGCAGCUGCUCCUGACGUCGUGCUUCCUCGACGGCAGCGGGGCCAAGGCGUGUGCGACCAUGGCCAGCGUCUCGCGGCUGCUCAUGCCGGCGGCGACGAAGGCACGGCUGCAUCCGCAGAGCAGGGCGCUCCUCGAGGCCAUCAUCACGCGCCUCGUCGCUGCAGAGGUCGAAGCCUGGUCGAUCAGCGCCGUCGUCGACUACGUAAAGCGAAUUAGUCACAGCAAGGGCAAGGGACAGCAGGGCGCAGCGCGGGCAGAGCUCGUCUGGAAGGAGUUUGCCGGCCAGGCCUGCGCACUCGCCGAGCGCUGGAGCAACGUUGCCCAGGGCGGGCCCGAGCAGGACAUCCUGUCGCGAAGGGCGUGGACGGCGACGCUGGCCCGGCAGCUCGACGCGGCAGUCGUGCGAGGUGCGCAGGGCAGUCGUGGUGUAGCUCGCUUGGCCGUGCUGCUGACCAAGAUGGUCCGCGUGGGCUAUGUCGACGAGGAUGGCUUCCGGGGCACCCUUCUGGCGCGCAUGGCCGAUAACGAACGUGUGGGCACGCCGGGCGAGGCAGCAUCCAUGGCUGCCUGGGCUGCGCUCCUGUCGCGUCUGGCUGACGACGACACAGCGACACUGCUCGAGCAGCUCGUCGCCAAGCUCGACAGCUUGUACUCUGCCGCCCUCGUUUCAAGCAAAAACGAGCAGGUGCGCGCGGGCCUCGAGGGCGCCCGCUUCCUGUCGUCCGAGGCGGCCGCAUACACGCGCCUCGCCAGCCGCAUCCUCGGCCACCUGCUUGUCGGCCGAGAUGGCGACGGCGAUGGCGACGAUGACGACCAAGAUUUCGACUCCGACUCCGAUGAAGCUGGGGUUGAAGAGGCUCGCCAGAAGAGAUGGACCGAGCUGGCACUCGCGCGGCAGCACAUGCGCUCACCCCUCUGCGCCUGCGCGCUCGUCCAGUCGCUCCAGGCCCACGCCGGUGCUCAGCCCGCGACGGUGCAGGCCGUCGUGGAUGCCUGGUCGGCCGAGCGGCGCAUCAAGGCCGCGCCCUGGGACGGCGAGGCGUACCUCUCGACGCUCGUCAUCGCUCUGCUGGCCUCGUCCUCCUCCUCGUCCUCCUCGCCGUCCUCCCCUGCCAUCGCCCAGCUGUCGACAAACGCACGCUUUAUCCGCGGCGUCUCGGCGCACCUCGAGCACCCCGCACCGCGGGUCAGGCGCAUGGGCAUGCUCGUCGCCGAGCUCGUCAGCGCGCAAGGCCCCAGCAGCGGCCGCAAGCCCCUCUCCUUUGGCUCGUCCAUGUGGGACGGCAGGGGCGAGGGCAGGGAGGAGGCCAGGGUGCUCCGCGCCCUCUACCACUCCUGGCCCCACCGAUCAGCACGCACGGAGGGCGACGACGGCACGAUAAAAGAGCUGGCCCUUUCUCUCUUCAAGCCCGCCGUCGCGCAUACAUCGGCUGAAGACACAGCCGUCGUCGUCCCUUUGCCCAAGAAGCAAAGACGGCCCAAGACGCGCCAGCUGCCCGCUCGUGUCGCUCCUCGGCGGCGGGGCAGCCUGGAGCAGCAGGACGACGGGGGAGACGAGCAGCUGCUGCUGCCCUCGCUGUCCAAUGUCGCUGGCCGGCAGCGAAAGGUGUUCAUCGAGACACUCGACAAGUCCUCUGACGAAGAGGGCGCCUCCUCUUCCUCUUCCUCUGCUUCAUCAUCUUCGUCACUCUCUGCCGGCUCAUUGGCCGGCGCAGGUGAGCGAGAGAAGGAGGUGCAGGAUUCCGAGGGCUUCGGCAUGGGCGUGCCGGAAAAGAAGCGGCGAAAGAGGCCCGUCUACAUCCACGAGCUGGCGCCCCUGCUGCGCGAAAAGGACCGCGAGGCCAACAAGAUUGCGCUGCGCUACGCCGAUGUCCUUGUCCGCCGCAAGGCCGGCUGGGGGGCCGAGGUCGACGAGCAGGCCAUCGAUCUGGCAUAUGCGCUCAUGGCGCUCCAGGACAACUUCAGCCUCAAGGCCUUUGACGAGCGGCGGACCCGGGCGCUCGUCUCGCUCCUCGUCGCCUCGCCGCGCAACGUGGCGCCCUGCCUCGUCGAGCAGUACUUCAACAGCCAGUACUCGAUUGCGCAGCGCAUCGCCAUGCUCAAUGCGCUCGCCUUUGCCUCGCGCGAGCUCGCGGGGCUCGACGCACGCGACAGCCAAGCGCGGGACAGCGACGCACGCAUGCUCGCCGAGGGCCUCGCCCAGACGGCCAUUGCCCAGGCGAGGGAGCGCGGACACGAGGCGGUGCGGGGCCCGGCGUCGCACGUCGAGGCUCAGCUCUCACUCCAGCCAAAGACGGCCGGCCCUGCCUCUGCCUCGCUCAUCCAGCCAUUUCAAGCCUCUCAGGCAUCAUCACAGAACGGCCAGGCCGCCAGCUACACGAGCGUGGGCCCGUCGCUCUUCAUCUUUCCGCUCCUCACGCGCUUCCAGCUGCACCUCAGCGAUGCCCUCGCGCGCGCCUCGCGCCAGACGGCCCGCCACCACGCCCGGCCCUCGUCGCUGGACAGCAACCUCUACUCGCAUAUGCUCGUCUGCCCCUUUCUCGACACUCUCGCCGUGCUCGUCGACCCGUCGGCGCUGAGCUACGUGGCCCAGCCCGACGCGCCGUGCGCCGUGCUCGAAUUCUGCCUCUUUGUCGACCGCUGGCUCCGCCGCUCGUCGCCGUCGUCGUCGUCCUCCUUUUCUCCCUCCUCAUCAGAAACGAUAGAGGCGCAGGACCGCUCGAUGCGCGCGUCCAAUGCGUCGCUCUGCCUCGUCGCCAUCCAGGGCCUGUCUGACAGCCCGAGCGAGGCAGCCCGGCAGCAGCUCCUGCACACGCACUCCCGCCUCUUGGCCGACGUGGGCCACUAUGCGUCUGCGUCGUUUGAGGCCGCCGAGCAGGCAGGCGACGCGCGCGAGGCGAGGUGCUGCGCCGCCAUCCUGCUCCGCCUCCACGAGCUGCGCAGUGCAUCGUGA